AUGAUAGAGCGAUGGCAUCGCACGCUCAAAGCGGCCAUCCUCUGUAACGACACAACGAACUGGACGGACCAUCUGCCCAUCAUCCUGCUGGGAAUGCGCACCGCUGUGAAGGACGACGUUACGCAUUCCGGCGGACUUUGUCAGCGACACACCGGCAGUCCCAUCAUGCCCGGAUCCGGAAUACAUCUCGCCACCUCCACACACGUGUUCGUGAGAAAUAACUCAGUGCGCCCAUCACUGUCGACGCCCUACGACGGACCGUAUAAGGUGAGCGAGCGCACCGACAAAUUCUUCACGCUCUUGGUAAACGGCAAGUCGGUCAAGAUAUCGAUCGACCGCUUGAAGCCGAGCUACGGGGCGGAAGACAGCAACGACAGCAGCGACGACAGCGGGAUCAAAAGCGACUCCUCGACAUCAUCACCACCAGCGCAACCC
Anopheles cruzii is the source of this 435-nucleotide messenger RNA. RefSeq lists its product as uncharacterized. The record is from RefSeq and is a predicted model, not a curated record. The annotation marks the transcript as partial. NCBI's taxonomy places the organism in Eukaryota, Metazoa, Arthropoda, Insecta, Diptera, Culicidae. The transcript is spliced from 2 exons.